Molecule: messenger RNA, 2103 nt
Organism: Drosophila nasuta
Lineage: Eukaryota; Metazoa; Arthropoda; Insecta; Diptera; Drosophilidae
Gene: Nepl19
Product: Neprilysin-like 19
Exons: 1
Coding region: 25-2076 (683 amino acids)
Biological process (GO): protein processing
Cellular component (GO): plasma membrane
Molecular function (GO): metalloendopeptidase activity
Source: RefSeq, a predicted model, not a curated record
GGUUUCUUCAGUCGCUCUACAGCCAUGAAAGGCAUUUGCUGUGUUGAUAUCGCGCUCGCUUUGUUGUGCGUGAGUCUUGUGGAAGGGCAUCUAUUCUCUCAGUCGCAGCUGAAUACGCACAUUCAGCUGAAGGAGCAUCUGAUCUCGCAGAACAAUGACAGCAACUAUGUGCAGCGUGUCAUGAGACUGGCCAAGUCCGCGGAGAUGCGCAGCUAUAUGCAGCCGGAGUUGGAUGCUUGUGAGAACUUUUAUGAGUACAGCUGCGGCAACUGGCCCAAAAUUAAUCCCGCCAACGAUGAGCAUCCGCGUGAGACAAACUAUCAACAGCUAUUGACUAAAGGAUUUCAUCGCAAGCAGCAAAAACUGCUGGAGAAACCCGCCGAUGAGGAUAUCGAUGAUUCCGCUAUUCUGAAGCUAAAGCAGUUCUACGCCAGCUGCCUCUACUAUCGCCAAGUUCCCAUUUCACGUUAUCACAAUCAGAUGCUCGACAUUGUCACGGAGUUUGAACUCAUCAUGCCAGCCCUGGAGAAGCCAGGACAGCGGGAGAACGUGUCUAGUGACUUCGAUUGGCUGGCGAUUGUAGCGCAGAUUAAGCGCAAGUAUGGCCUCGAUAUUCUGCUGCGUCUACACCAAGCUCCGGAUGUUCAUAACAAAACCCAGAUGCGACUUUACGUGGGUCAGCCACCUCAUCUUGUUGUGGAGCCGGAUCCAAGGGCAGCUGAGCAGCGUAUUGCCGCCCAGUUGAAACAGCAACUGCGCUUGGAAACGGAACUGGCCGAGAGCACCGCUCAUGAUAUUGUGGAACUGGAAACGGAACUAGCCAAGGGCAUGCUCAAUCGUCCCAUAACUGCUCUCGCCCAGCCGCGUUCCAUCUCUGAACUGGCAAGCGCCUACGCCCCCAGCUUCAAUUUAACGCGUUAUGUGGAGAUGGCUCUGCAACGUCGGCUUUUAAGCAAUGAGACUCUUUACGAGCACGUGCCCAGCUACCAAGCUCAUCUGGUGGAUGUGCUUAAUAGGACGUCGCCGCAUGUGCUGGCUAACUAUAUCUUUCAACAGCUGCUGUUUCCUUUCUACUAUGAGCGGUCGACUCAGUCGUCAGCUGUGGCCCAAUGUCUGACAAUCACCCGGAAACUGUUUCCCCAAUUGCUUGAUCAGUGGGUCUAUCGACACUAUGCCGAUGCGGUCUCCGUGGGGGACAUUGAGUCCCUAUGGGAGAAUGUAAAGCAGAGCUUCAGUUUCAUCAUCAAUAAUUCCACAAUGGAUUGGCUUUCGGCUGACACUCGUAGUCUAUUGCUGACCCAGCUCAAUGCAACCCGUCUGCUGAUCAAUAGUCAUGCUGAACUGAAUUUCACAGAGAUCUACAAUGAGUUGCAAUUGGAGACGCAGGAUUAUUUUGCCAAUUUGCGUAAUGUCCUUGAGUACAAGCAGCAGCAUCAAUUGGACCAGUCCAAUGUGCAAUCCAAUGUUCCACACUAUGACGCUGUGAAUAAUCUUGUCGUGCUGCCCGUUUCUUUGCUGCAGCCCAACAUUCUGUGGUCCCGGCAUUAUCCUUUGGCCCUGCGCUAUGGCAGCUUAGGUACGGUACUUGCCCAGCAGUUGGCCCACAGCUUUGACAAUCGAUCUGGAUGGGAUGCGUCCACCAUUACCGAGUUUAAUAAGCGAAAAGCCUGCUUCAAGUAUCAGUACGAACGACUGCGAUACGAUGGAGAGUAUCUAGGAGCCAGCGAUCUUCAGGAUGGCAAUAUUGCCGACAAUGCCGCCUUGCAAGUUGCAUUCCUCGCAUAUAAGAGUACCUUGGGUGAAACGUCGCUGAUCCCUAUGAGCGAGAAGCUUCCCAAUCUUAAUCUGAGUGCCAUUCGACUCUUCUUCCUCAGCUAUGCUCAGCUGUGGUGCAACGAUGCCAACGAACAGUUCCGUGACAAGCAAUCCCUCCUCACAACAGGCAUUCCCAACGCGCUACGCAUCCAAGGCGCAUUGGCCAAUUUUCCGGCAUUUGCAAGCUACUUUCGCUGCACCAGCGAUUCCCUUAUGAAUCCCACAAAGAAGUGUCAGAUGUAUGCAUUGAAUACCAAUUAAAUAAACAAAGUUAGGAAUGAAAUAUUG